AUGGAGAUUGUUUCGUCCAUUGUUGCAAAAGUUGCAGAGCCGAUAGUAGACUACACCGUGGCACCCAUUGCAAGGCAAGUGGGUUAUUUGAUUUUCUACGAAGACAAUUUCAAGAAUCUCAAGGAUCAAGCUGCGGUGCUGAAGAGAGCAAAGGACACUAUUUGUGAUGAAGUGGAAGCAAAAAGAAAAAGUGCACAUCAAAUUUGUGAUGAUGCACAGAACUGGUUGAACAAAGCGGAUAAAAUUAUAGAAGAGGUAGAGAAAGUUGGUAAUGAUCCUUGUCAUAAGAAUGCUGGUUGCUGCAGGUGGCCUUUUCCUGAUUUAAAGUCACGACAUCAACUGAGUAGAAAAGCAAAGAAGAUGGCUGGAGACGUUGCUGAAGUAAUGCAGGGAAAAGAUAACAUUCGUCGACUUACAUUCUUGCCUGAUCUAGAGGUAGUAGGCUCCACUUCUGCUGCAAGCAUUGAAAAGCUCGGGUCAAGAAAGAAAAUGAAGGAGGAAAUUAUCUUGGCCCUCAAAGACCCCAACUUCAGCCGGAUCGGGGUCUAUGGGCUUGGCGGAGUGGGGAAAACCACUCUAGUUGAAGAAAUUGCCAGGCAGGUUAAAGAUCACAAGUUGUUUGAUGAAGUUGUUAUGGUUAAUAUAUCCCAAACUGCAGAACUUGAAAGAAUUCAACGUGAAAUGGCAGAUCUUUUGGGUCUUCGGUUUGAGGAGACGAGCAUACCUGGAAGAGCAUUCCGCCUCAGGCAAAGGCUUACAUAUGGGAAGAGUAUCCUCGUCAUAUUGGACGAUAUUUGGGAUGUACUCAAAUUAGAAAAGCUUGGAAUUCAUUUGAAUGAUCAGAAGGUUUGCAAACUAUUGUUGACUUCUAGAAAUCAAGAAAUAUUACGGAAAAUGAAAACUCAAAAAGAUUUCUUGAUAGAUGUUUUAAAUGAAGAUGAAGCUUGGAUAUUGUUUGAAGAUAUGGUGGGUGAUGUUGUUAAAGAUGUUAGUUUGCAUGAUGUGGCAAUCCAAGUAGCUCAAAAAUGUGCAGGAUUGGUUGUUCUUAUAGUGACAGUGGCAAGAGCAUUAAAAAGUAAAGAUGAUAUUGAUUCUUGGAAAGAUGCCUUAAACCAGCUAAAGACUAUUGAUAACGAAGGGGUGAAUGAGAAAAUCUAUUCGGCUUUGGAGUUCAGCUACAAUCAUCUUGAAGGUGAUGAUGUGAAGGCGCUUUUCUUACUUUGUGGAUUAUUAGGUCCACAAAUUUGUGUCGAUGACUUGUUGACAUAUGGUAUGGGUUUGGGCAUAUUCAAGCAAAUCUAUACUCUAAAUGAUAUAAGACGUCAACUUCAUAGGUUAAUUGGUUCUUUAAAGGCAUCCUGUCUAUUGCUUGAAAACAACUCAAACCAGAAUGUUAAAAUGCAUGAUGUUGUACAUGAAGUAGCAGUCUCAAUUGCUUCAAGAGAUCAACAUGUUUGCAAAAUUAGAAUGGGUGAUGAGCUGGGAAAAUGGCCGUCAGAGGAAUUCUUUCAAGGAUGCACUCAAAUCAUGUUAGACAGGUGUUACAUUCCAAAGCUUCCUGAAAGGUUAGAGUGUCCAAAUAUUAAACUUUUCUGCUUGGAUAAUACGAAUGAAUCUUUAAGUGUUCCAGAAUCUUUUUUUGAGGGAAUGAAAAACCUCAAAGCAUUAGGUUUUUCCGGCAUGCAUUUACCUUCAUUGCCUCAAUCUUUUCAUUCUCUCAUUGACCUUCGAGCACUUUGUUUAUAUGGUUGUACUUUGGGAGACAUGACUAAUAUUGGAGCUUUAACAAAUUUGAAAAUUCUCAACCUUAACGGAUCAUCUAUGACAACAUUGCCUAAGAAACUAGGGCAAUUAACUCAACUUAAGAUGUUGAAUUUGACUGAUUCUGGAAUUGAAAUCUUCCCUCCCAACAUUAUAUCAAACUUGACCAAAUUGGAGGAGUUGUAUUUGGGCAGUACGUCCAUCAAAUGGGACCAAGGAGAUUUAAUUGAGGACAACAAAAAUGCUUCGCUUUCUGAACUUAGGCAUUUGACAAACUUGACUAUUUUAGAAAUUCAAAUCAAAGGGGCUUGGGUUCUGCGAAGGGACAUAAUGUUUGACAAACUGGAAAGAUACAAAAUAGUGAUAGGAGACUUCUGGGAAUGGUCUGAUAAUUAUGGGGCCUCCAAAAUAUUGAAGCUCAAGCUUGCUACUGUCAUUCAUUUGGAGCAUGGGGUUAAAGAACUUAUUAAUAGAGCAGAGGAUUUGUACUUGGAUGAAGUAAAUGGAAUCUCUGAUGUGCUUUACCAUUUGAAUGGGGAAGGAUUUCCUUUGUUAAAGCACAUUCGCAUACAAAAUAACGGGGAAAUUCAACACAUCAUUAACUCAAUGGAGAGAAAAUUAAGUCAUGUUUUCUUCCCAAAAUUGGAGGCAUUAACACUUCAGAAUCUAAAUAAAUUGGAGAACAUAUGUCAUGGCUCAUUUGCAAAAAAUUCGUUUGCAAAACUUAGAUACAUCAAAGUCAAAUGUUGUGACCAGUUGAAGUAUCUCUUGUCAAUGUUGAUGGUCAAAGCUCUUUGCCAUCUUGAUGAGAUUGAAGUUUCAGAUUGCAAUUCUAUGAAGGAGAUUGUGUUUAUAGAAAAUUCCUUCCCAAACUCUGUAACUGUUGAUGACGAUAAUGAGUUUUGUUCAUUGCGAUCCUUGACAUUGCGAUAUCUGCCAGCCAUUGAGGGUUUCUACUGUGGUAUGUUGACGUCUUCAACAACAACCAAGCAGAACUUGUCAUCCCACACUAAUGUUCCGUCAUCUUUUUUUAAUGCAAAGGUUAAGUUUUCUAAUUUGGAGACACUAAAGUUGAGUUCAAUCCAUCUACGUAAUAUAUGGCACGAUGAUCGCCUCUUUGUAGCCAAUUCUUUUCACAAGUUGGCUAAACUGAGUGUUGAGAACUGUAACAGCUUGAAGUAUUUAUUCUCGGCUUCAAUGGUUGGGCUUCCAAAAUUGGAGGCUGUCGUAAUAAGCAACAUGAAAAGGUUAAAGAAAGUAUGGCACUCCCAAUUUGAUGGGCUCAAGACUAUGGAGGUGAAUAAUUGUGAGAAACUUGAGAAUAUUUUCCCAUCUGAUAUGCACACAACAUUUGAAAGAAUGGAGACAUUGAAGGUCAGUGAUUGCUAUUCUGUGAAAGAGAUAUUCCAAUUACCUGCCAAUGAAGAGGACACAAGGCAGACACAAGUCACACAAUUGAAGAAACUCUAUCUACUUCGCUUGCCCAAUUUGAAACAGAUAUGGAGUAAGGAUCCCCAAGGAACCUUCCGCUUUCAUAAUCUCCAAGAUGUCCAUGUUGAAGACUGUGCAACUUUAGAAUAUCUCUUCCCAUUUUCAAUAGCCCUGGAUCUUGACCAUCUCGAACAACUCACAUUGAAAUUUUGUGAAAUGGAUGCAAUUGUAGCAAACAAGGAAGGACCUAUGGAGGAUGAAGCCAUAUUUCACUUUGAUCGAUUAUACUACUUGCAGAUUUGGAGCAUGCGUCAACUUGACAGGUUUUAUAGUGGAAGUCACAGUUUAAUGUGCCCAUCAUUGAGAAUUUUAGAUGUCUUAGGAUGUGCGCAAUUGAAGCUAUUGGGGAGGCAGAGUACAAUUAACCAAAGAAAGAAUGGUGAUGACCAGAAUUCGCAUCUCUACUUUGCGCAACAACCUCUCUUUGUAAUUGAAGAGGUGAUUCCUAAGUUGGAAGAGUUGACAUUAAAUAACAAGGACGCCAAAUUGAUGUUGAUAGACCCACAGUGGAAGGACCACUAUUUGAGUAAAUUGAAGCGUCUUCGAAUGUCCAAUUUUGAUGAUAAACUAGCAGCAACUUUUCUUGACUCGAUUGUACAAAAGGCACCAAACUUGAAAGAUCUAAUUAUUGAACAUAGUUCCUUAAGGAAGGAUGCAAAAUCGACCCAAUUCUUGAGGUUCUUGAAGUUUUAUGUGUUGAAAAAUGUGCCAAUUUGA
This is a messenger RNA of Neltuma alba, 3969 nucleotides long. Its product is annotated as probable disease resistance protein At4g27220. NCBI's taxonomy places the organism in Eukaryota, Viridiplantae, Streptophyta, Magnoliopsida, Fabales, Fabaceae. The record is from RefSeq and is a predicted model, not a curated record. The coding region runs from base 1 to 3969 and encodes 1322 amino acids. The transcript is spliced from 5 exons. Gene Ontology annotation, molecular function: protein binding; ADP binding; ATP hydrolysis activity.